Molecule: messenger RNA, 540 nt
Organism: Miscanthus lutarioriparius
Lineage: Eukaryota; Viridiplantae; Streptophyta; Magnoliopsida; Poales; Poaceae
Source: the annotation of a GenBank genome assembly
AUGAGGAAUGUAUACCAGACAAGUGCUAUUUUCCUGAUACUUAUGAUCAUUUGUUCAACCACUCCAUCAUGCCAAGGCCAAGACCAGCCUCAGGUGGCACACGGUCCUCGUCCCGCCAGGCCUCCUGAGCCACCUUUUACGCCAGUGCCUCAUCCCCCAAAGCCUCCUGGGCCUCCUUUUACGCCAGUGCCUGAUCCCCCCAGUCCUCCUGGGCCUCCUUUUACGCCAGUGCCGCAUCCACCUGGAUGGAUACCCCCACACAGUUUGUUGCAGGCAGAGCAGCCCCACGUGGUAGGAGGUUAUCGGCCCGCCCCCAGGCCUCCUAUGCCUCCUAAGCCGCCAAUGCCGCCUCGUCCACCUCGACCACCUCCACAUAGUUUGUUGGAGGCAGAGGCAAAGUCAGAGACGUGCUACCAUAACAAUAACAAACUCUCUCCGACUGGCUGCGUGCAGAUGUCCAAGAAAAAUGGCUUCAAAACCAAACACAGCUACUACAUCGAGAGACAGGAUGCUAAAUGGGAAUGCUGCUGCCCACAUUAA